AUGUCGGGAGCUUACGAGCAGGCACAGGAGAUCAAGAAGGCUUCACCGGAGGAGAAAGAGGAGCUUGAGCAGCGAGUGAAGGAGGGGGAGACCGUGGUCCAGGGGGGCACUGGAGGAAAAUCUCUGGAAGCUCAAAUCCACCUUGCCGAAGGGAGGGCCAAGGGAGGGCGCUCACGAGCGGAGGAUCUAGGGCGGGAGGGGUACCAGGAGAUGGGACGCAAGGGAGGAUUGUCUACCAUGGAGAAGAGCGGCGAGGAGGCUGCCAAGGAGCAGGGCAUUGAGAUUGACGAGUCCAAGUACCGCACACAGCCCAAGGAGUAG
This is a messenger RNA of Closterium sp. Naga37s-1, 321 nucleotides long. NCBI's taxonomy places the organism in Eukaryota, Viridiplantae, Streptophyta, Zygnematophyceae, Desmidiales, Closteriaceae. The record is from the annotation of a GenBank genome assembly.